CAGAUCCUCUCAGAUUUCCAGAGAUGGGCUCCAGCCAAGGAGGGUGGUGCUGCUCCGGGACCAUCAGGAGUCACGGGGCUGCCUAGACAGUGACAGAGCUGUAGCAGGGAGCAGACCUUCACCCACCUCUGUGCCUCCAGCUGACUCUAAUGUGCCAUGUCCCAGCACCUGCUCCUCCCACUUGUGAUCCUCGCCAUCAGUCCCAUCCCAAGAGCCUUCCAGGACUCAGCUCUCAGUCCUACCCAAGAAGACCCUGAAGAUCUGGACUGUGGGCGCCCUGAGCCCGCGGCCCGCAUCGUGGGGGGGUCAGAUGCGCAGCCGGGUACCUGGCCUUGGCAGGUGAGCCUGCAUCAAGGGGGAGGCCACAUCUGCGGGGGCUCCCUCAUCGCCCCCGCCUGGGUCCUCUCCGCUGCUCACUGUUUCGUGAGGAACGGGACCCUGGAGCCCGCGGCCGAGUGGUCGGUGGUGCUGGGCGCGCACUCCCAGGACGGGCCCCUGGACGGCGCGCACGUCCGUGCGGUGGCCGCCAUCCUGGUGCCAGACAACUACAGCACCGUGGAGCUGGGCGCCGACGUGGCCCUGCUGCGGCUGGCCGCGCCCGCCAGGCUGGGCCCCGCCGUGCGGCCCGUCUGCCUGCCCCGCGCCUCGCACCGGUUCGCGCACGGCACCGCCUGCUGGGCCACCGGCUGGGGGGACGUCCAGGAGGCGGACCCUCUGCCUCUCCCCUGGGUGCUACAGGAAGUGGAGCUAAGGCUGCUAGGCGAGGCCGCCUGCCAGUGUCUCUACAGCCAGCCUGGUCCCUUCAACCUCACUCUCCAGCUAUUGCCAGGGAUGCUGUGUGCUGGCUACCCAGAGGGCCGCAGGGACACCUGCCAGGGUGACUCCGGGGGGCCCCUGGUCUGCGAGGAAGGCGGCCGCUGGUUCCAGGCAGGGAUCACCAGCUUUGGCUUUGGCUGUGGACGGAGGAACCGCCCUGGAGUCUUCACUGCUGUAGCUCCCUAUGAGGCAUGGAUACAGGAACAGGUGAUGGGUUCAGAGCCUGGGCCUGUCUUUCCCAUCCAGCCCCAGGAGGCCCAGUCAGGUCCCCGGGAGCCCACGGAGGAGAACUGCACUAUCGCCCUGCCAGGUGAGUGGGCAGGACCCCUGGAUGUGAAAGGGACAUGGGAGUUGGGGUGGAGACUGCUGGAUGAGGGGGGUUCAGGAGGCUACCUGACCCAGGCCUCUCACCCCUCAGAGUGCGGGAAGGCCUCCAGGGCAGGGGCCUGGCCUUGGGAGGCCCAGGUGAUGGUGCCGGGAUCCAGACCCUGCCAUGGGGCGCUGGUGUCUGAAAGCUGGGUCUUGGCACCUGCCAGCUGCUUUCUGGACCUUCUCAGCUCCGGCCGCCCGCCCCGCGACCUCGAGGCCUGGCGCGUGAGGCUGCCCUCGCGCCCGCGCGCGGAGCGGGUGGCGCGCCUCGUACCGCAUGAGAACGCCUCGCGGGACGACGCUUCGGACCUGGCUCUACUGCAGCUGCGCGCGCCUGUGAACUUGAGCGCGGCCUCGCGGCCCGUGUGCCUACCGCAUCCGGAACACUACUUCCUGCCCGGGAGCCGCUGCCGCCUGGCUCGCUGGGGCCGCGGGGAACCCGCGCCUGGCCCCAGCGCGCUGCUGGAGGCGGAGCUGUUGGGCGGCUGGUGGUGUCACUGCCUGUAUGGCCGCCAGGGGACGCCAGUGCCGCUGCCGGGAGACCCGCCGCUCGCGCUCUGCCCCGCCUACCAGGAGGAGGAGGAGGCGGGCCGCUGCUGGAAUGACUCGCGUUGGAGCCUUCUGUGCCGGGAAGAAGGGACCUGGUUCCUGGCUGGAAUCAGAGACUUCUCCAGUGACUGUCUACGUCCCCGAGCGUUCUUCCCCCUGCAGACCCACGGCCCAUGGAUCAGCCAUGUGACUCGGGGAGCCUACCUGGAGGACCAGCUAGCCUGGGACUGGGGCCUCGAAGGGGAGGAGACUGAGGCACAGACUUGUCCCCCACACACAGAGCAUGGAGCCUGUGGCCUGCGGCCAGAGGCCGCUCCCGUGGGGGUCCUGUGGCCCUGGCUGGCAGAGGUGCAUGUGGCUGGUGAUCGAGUCUGCACUGGGAUCCUUGUGGCACCAGGCUGGGUCCUGGCAGCCACUCACUGUGUCCUCAGGCUGGGCUCUACAACAGUGCCUUACAUUGAAGUGUAUCUGGGCCGGGCAGGGGCCAGCCCCCUCCCACAGGGCCACCAGCUAUCCCGGUUGGUCAUCAGCAUCCACCUGCCCCGGCACCUGGGACUUAGGCCCCCCCUGGCUCUCCUGGAGCUGAGCUCCCGGGUAGAGCCCUCCCCAUCAGCCCUGCCCAUCUGCCUCCACCCAGGGGGUAUCCCUCCGGGGGCCAGCUGCUGGGUGCUGGGCUGGAAGGACCCCCAGGACCGAGUCCCUGUGGCUGCUGCUGUCUCCAUCUUGACAUCUCGACUCUGUCACUGCCUUUAUCAGAGCAUUCUGCCCCCUGAUACCCUCUGUGUCCUGUAUGCAGAGGGACAGGAGGACAGGUGUGAGGUGACCUCAGCCCCUCCCCUCUUGUGCCAGACUGCGGGAGGCUCCUGGGUCCUCCUGGGCAUGGCUGUUCGCGGCAGCCGGGAGCUUUUUGCUGCUGUUGGCCCUGAAGAGGCCUGGAUCUCCCAGACAGUGGGGGAAGCCCACUUCCUGCCGCCUAGUGGCUCCCCCUACUGGCCUCCCGAGGGCAACAACCUCUGCCCCCCAGACCUGGCCAGGGCCUCAGGCUCCCCUCGGGCUGUUCUGUUCCUGCUGCUACUGACUCCCCUGAUCCAGAGCUGAGGGGCCUGGGUCCCAGGGCCACUUCCUUCUCCGCCCUCCACUUCCCACCCAGGGGGGCUGGAAUGUGGCCCAACCAGCUGGCUCCCUUCAGAACCUCCAGAGG
Lemur catta (Ring-tailed lemur) is the source of this 2935-nucleotide messenger RNA. It is a transcript of the gene PRSS36, whose product is annotated as serine protease 36. The record is from RefSeq and is a predicted model, not a curated record. Gene Ontology annotation, molecular function: serine-type endopeptidase activity. The coding region runs from base 157 to 2832 and encodes 891 amino acids. The transcript has 14 exons. Lineage: Eukaryota; Metazoa; Chordata; Mammalia; Primates; Lemuridae. Gene Ontology annotation, biological process: proteolysis.